This is a messenger RNA of Metarhizium acridum CQMa 102, 1521 nucleotides long. Its product is annotated as histidinol-phosphate transaminase. Gene Ontology annotation, molecular function: L-histidinol-phosphate:2-oxoglutarate transaminase activity; pyridoxal phosphate binding. The record is from RefSeq and is a predicted model, not a curated record. Gene Ontology annotation, biological process: L-histidine biosynthetic process. Lineage: Eukaryota; Fungi; Ascomycota; Sordariomycetes; Hypocreales; Clavicipitaceae.
AUGCCUCCUCUACUCCGUGCUCAAUCUCAACUCUACCCCAGCCUCGACUCACGAUUUUGGAAAGGGGGGGAGGGAUCGAAGAAAAAGUCAACCGGUGCAAGUGGGCCAAUUGCCAAGGGCCAGGCCGCAUCCGUCUCGGCCACGAUUAGCGAGGGGACCCGCUUUCCGCUCCGUGCUCGGCGCUCCUCCGCUCCAUUUGACUCAACCCACCACGGAAAUUCAUCUACGCCGGAAAGCUCAAAAAGCAAACGACGGGAGCCAAUUCCAACUCCCGCAGAACCCGUCCAUGGGCAACACACACACACAAUGCCGCCGUUCAAUUUAGAAACCUGCGCGCGACCCAACAUCCUGGCGCUGCAGCCGUACCGCUGUGCACGAGAUGACUACAAGGACGACGGCACCAACGUGCUCCUCGACGCAAACGAGAACGCCUACGGACCGUCCCUCGACCCAGCGGCCGUCGAGCACGCCAGCUCGUCCCUCGGCGGCCUCGAUCCGCUCGGCCUGCACCGGUACCCCGACCCUCACCAGCCCGAGCUGAAGCGGCUGCUCUGCAGGCUGCGCAACACGCACGCCCACACCCCCAAGGCCAUCGGGCCCGAGAACCUGUUCGUCGGCGUCGGCAGCGACGAGGCCAUCGACGCCCUGCUGCGGUGCUUCUGCGUUCCCGGCAGGGACCGCAUCCUGACGUGCCCCCCGACGUACGGCAUGUACGCCGUGUCCGCCCAGGUCAACGACGUCGGCCUCGUCAGGGUCCCCCUCACGGCCGGCCCCGAGUUCGCCCUCGACGUCCCCGCCGUGACCGCCGCCCUGUCCAGCGAGCCCGACGUCAAGCUGGCCUACUUUUGCUCCCCCGGCAACCCUACCGGCUCCCUCCUCGCCAAGGAGCACGUCGUGCAGGUCCUCAACCACCCGACGUGGAACGGCGUCGUGGUCCUCGACGAGGCGUACAUCGACUUUGCGCCCCGGGACUCAUCCCUCGCCGAGCUCGUCGCCGAGUAUCCCAACCUUGUCGUGAUGCAGACCCUGUCCAAGGCCUUUGGCAUGGCCGGCAUCCGCCUCGGUGCCGCCUUUGCUUCGCCGCCCAUUGCCCGCAUGCUGAACAGCAUGAAGGCCCCGUACAACAUCGCCAGCCCCACGAGCGCUCUUGCGCAAUCCGCGUUGGGGGACAAGGGCCUGGCCGUCAUGAGGGCAAACCGAGCCAAGAUUGUAGCCCAGCGGGAGCGGCUGAUUCAGGAACUGCCCAGGAUUGAGGGCGUGGGCAGGCAAAGAGGUGGAACCGCGAGCAACUUUUUGCUUUAUGAGAUUUUGAAUCCUCAAGGGAAACCGGACAACUCCACUGCCGUUGCAGUGUACGAGAAAUUAGCCGAGCACAAGGGUGUGGUCGUUAGAUUUAGAGGCAAAGAGCACGGUUGUUUGGGAUGCCUGCGCAUCACUGUUGGUACCGAGGACGAGGUGACCAAAUUUCUAGACUCAUUACGCAACGCCUUGGUCGAGGUGAGAAGCGUAUCUGGUAAAUAG